Molecule: messenger RNA, 594 nt
Organism: Closterium sp. Naga37s-1
Lineage: Eukaryota; Viridiplantae; Streptophyta; Zygnematophyceae; Desmidiales; Closteriaceae
Source: the annotation of a GenBank genome assembly
AUGCCCGUGUCGAUUGGCGACGAUUAUUACUCGUACUCGCCGCGGCCCUUUGUCGUGGCGUCGGCUGCAGUUGCCCUUCCUGCCUUAUCGUCCCCGGCGCCUGCGCCUGUGGAGAUGUCUCCUCUUCCCGCACCGUCAUCCGUGACUCAGGCUGGCCUCGUCCCCGCGCCUGCUGCGCUGCUUGCUCCCGCCGGGCCGUCGUUGUCGGCGCCUGGUGUGGCGCCUUGUCAUGCGCCGGGCUCGUCACCUGCUCCCGCGCUCGCCCCGGCGUCUGAUCCUGCCCUUGUCCCUGAGCCUGUUGCGGCGUCUGAUCCUGUGCAUUCUCCUGCGCCUGUGCCGGUGGUUCCACCUGCCCCUGUGGGGGCGUCCGCGCCCGUGCUUGGGGUUGCGGCGGCGUCUGCUGCUGUUGGAGGCGCUUCCUCGCCGCCACUGGUCGCGCCUGCCGUGGCGCCUUCUGCUGCUGCUUGUGCGGUCCCGACGUACCAGCCGCCUCCAGCCACCAGCGCCGGCCUGAGUUCGGCGGAGGUUCAGUCGGCUCGCGCGUCGCCUCCGGAUGCUCCCGCCCCUCCGCCUGCGGCGGCGACUGUGCCAUGA